AUGAGAUCUCAUAAUGAAGAUGUGUUACACAAACUUGAAUUCAAGAAAAUUAUUAAAAAUUCUCCUAAAACCAAUUUUGAAGAAUGCAUAAAUCCUCCAUCUUUAGACGAAAGCUAUUUGUUAGUUAAAUCCAACUUACUAGAUCUAAAUUUCAAAGAAAAUAAGGAAUAAUAAUAAAUUAAUCAAUACCUGAUUGAGAAUUGUGAAAAAUGGAUCGAAACUUAAGAAUCCCCUUAAUAACCAGCAUCUCUUAAAUAAAAAUUUAUCAAAGAAAAAUUUUCACCGUUUUCUCAACUUAUUAAGAUACUCAUUUUUCUAAAGUAUCUGAUAGAUUUUUUUAGCAUUUUGCUCAAUAUUUUUUGUGGAAUAUGUAUCCCUUUCCUUAAUCUCAUAGAAGACUAUGAAAAUAUUAGAAAUACCCUAUAUUUUCUAAUAUCUUUUCAUUUUUUCACCAUAAUAAUUUAAAAUCAAUUCUCCUACUUAUAACUUAUCAAAACAAAACAACCAUUUUGUGAAUAAAAGUUCUGUUUUUUAAAUGAAAUUACUCUAAAAAAUCUAGCAAUUAUAAUUUUGAUGUUAAUUUACCUUUUAGAAAAAGUCGAUUUGGUGCUUGAAAUAAUUUCACUGUAUUAUUUUAAUUUGGGAUAUAAAAUGGUUGAAAUAUUUACUAUUUGUUUAAUUAUUUAAAGAAAAAAAUUUUAUAGAACUCUGGGUAUUUAGAAAGCAAUCGUUUAUUAUAUUUACUUUCUUCAUCUGUUUACAAGUUUUUUUCAAAACUCUAAAGGAGAUGGAGAUUUUUUACUUAAAUAUCAAGAAUCCUUAAUUAUCAACAUUAACUUUUUGACCUUCUAGGCUAAUUAUACUGUCUAAGAUUCGACAUAGAAUUUUGAUGUAAUAAUUAAUUAGAUUACGGCGUUACUUCUAAUGUUUUAUGCAAUAAAUAAUUUAAUUUAGAUUUAAUCUUAUCAGGGUUGUAUUCAAAAUUAAAUUAAAUUUGAUAUUCAUGUACUACAAUUUUACUUUUGGCACCAUAAAGGAUAAAUCUUAAAAAAAUUACGACUUUACUCAGAAAUUUCAAAUAGAGAAAUUAAUAAGGAAUAAUUGGCAUAAAAAGCAAUAAUUAAAAAAAUAUAUUUGUAAAUUUUGAAAGACAAUUUGAAGGUUUUAGAAUUAUUUUCGAAAUAAUUUAAGAUAUGUUUGUCUUCAAAAGUGUAAUCAAUUCGAAGAAACAAAGAAAAACUAAAAAAGGAUAAAAAUGGAUUGUAUCUAAUUUUGAAAGGGAAGGGAUACCAGAAUCUCAGAAGAAUUUUUAAAUGCUAAAAAUAAAUAGAAUCAGAAAAACGUUAUUAUGGACUAAUUAAUUGCUUCUAGAAAAACAUUUCUGAAGUUGAAUUAGAAUUGGAUGAUCAUUUUUUAUUGCUAUACAUUAAGCAAGAAGAUUUUUACUCAAGUCUAACUCUCGAAUAAGAUAUUGAAUCAUAUCAUCUGAUAAAAAAUAAAAUCAUUUUUGAAGGAGAAACAAGUCUAUUAGAUUAUAGAUGUUUGAUUUGUAAUCAAUUUCAUUUAGAAGGAAGAUGUAAAGUUAUAAAAUUAGAAGUAAAUCUUAAUUUGCUUAAUGAACUUAACAUUCGAAUGAAGUUUAAAAAUAGAUUGAUGAAAAAGAGACAAAGAGCCUUUAAGACUUAUGUAAAAUUCAAUUUGAAUAACAUUUAGGCGAUUCACAAAUAGAAUGGCGAUGCAACUAUAGAUUGGAGUGAGAGCAGCGCAAAUGAUAGUUGUGAUUAAUUUGAAAUACAUCCUGAAGAUGGCAGCACAAGUCAAAAAUUUACAGAUAAAAACUCAGUAACAAGUAAAGGAAAUGAUGGAUUUGCAGAUUUUAAUAAACUUUAUGAAAAAUUUCGGAAUUGCCACACUUAACAAUAGGCAUCUAAUCACUCAAGUUAAUAUAUGGGAGAAAUGAUUCGAUCUGAUUUUCGAAGCAUUCCUUUACAAUCCUCCUAAUAUAAAUUUUAAGAGAUAUUAGCUGUUGAUGACAUUGAUUCUCUAAAAGAGUAUGCAUAUUUUUAUCCAGAAUUCAACAUUAGCUACAUCAUAAAGCUAUUUGAAAAUUGA
Molecule: messenger RNA, 2112 nt
Organism: Paramecium tetraurelia
Lineage: Eukaryota; Ciliophora; Oligohymenophorea; Peniculida; Parameciidae
Exons: 6
Source: RefSeq, a predicted model, not a curated record